AGGAAGCCCGGAAGGGUCAAAAGAAAUACAAAAGCAAAGGCUAUUUUCUGUUUUCUUCUUUUUUUUUUUAAAGAGCGAUUGGCUUUUGCAGUGGAGGUUUAGGGUGGGCGCCGCUGAGGUGAGAGUCUCGCCUCCCGCCUGCGGGUAGACCAGUUGUUCCAUUAUGGAUGGAGGGGAUGAUGGUAACCUUGUUAUCAAAAAGAAGUUUGUGUCUGAGGCAGAACUAGAUGAACGGCGUAAAAGGAGGCAAGAAGAAUGGGAGAAAGUUCGAAAACCUGAGGAUCCAAAAGAAUGUCCAGAGGAGGUUUAUGACCCUCGGUCUCUAUAUGAAAGGCUACAGGAACAGAAAGACAGGAAGCAGCAGGAGUAUGAAGAGCAGUUCAAAUUCAAAAACAUGGUAAGAGGCUUAGAUGAAGAUGAAACCAACUUCCUUGAUGAGGUUUCUCGGCAGCAGGAGCUAAUAGAAAAGCAACGAAGAGAAGAAGAACUGAAAGAACUGAAGGAAUACAGAAUAUCCUUUGUAGUUUGGGAGAAAUUUGUGAAGUUGUACUCAGAGGCCCCAUCCUGUAUGUCUCUUGGAAGCACUUCCCUGAGUGGCCCCUCCAUCCACUGUCCCUCUGCUGCAGUCUGUAUUGGCAUCCUCCCAGGCUUGGGCGCCUACUCUGGGAGCAGCGACUCGGAGUCCAGCUCAGACAGUGAAGGCACCAUCAACGCCACAGGGAAGAUCGUCUCCUCCAUCUUCCGAACCAACACCUUCCUCGAGGCCCCCUAGCUCCUCUGUCCUGACCACAUGGGACUCCUCCCCAAGAGUAGAUUGGACGGUUUAUUCUGCCUACAGGCAUUACCUCCCUCAAAAAAACUCCUUUGCCUGCUUCCUGUUCAUACCAUGACAUCUCUAACCUAAUCUGAAAAUGUAAUGGUAUCCACUUGUGGCCCAGAUUUGUGUUUGGUUUCUCUUACCACUCCAGUGCAGAUGGCUAAACCUGUCCCGCUACCUCUUCCCUCACUGAUGUGGCAGGGUGAGGGCAGGGCACAGCAGAAACCCCACUAAAAAUGCCCUGGAAUCGGAGGCACCAGCUAGCUUGCUGAGGGUUUGAGUUUUAUUGCUUUCUUGUUUUUUUUCUUUUCCCAGUAGCACAAAAAGGCAAGGAAAAUUACUGGGCAGGUAUUAUUUAAACAUUCUAUUACAGAUGAACAUGUCGUUUGGUUACACUGGCAUUGUGGAGCAUGCGGGGGACAAGAACUGACCCAAGUGAUAAAAUGGAGCACUCCCCAGGAACUAACCAAUUCUUGAUGUUGUGUGACUACCGUAUUAUGCAAAUAACGCAUACCUUCUACGUUUGUUCACCAACUGUCCCCUCCUCCCUGGGAAGUAUUUUCAUAAGCACCGCUAUGUCAAUGGUCUUUUUUAUGUUGCUGGGGGGGAAAAAAUUAGCACAGUGGGAGGAGGAUGUGGUUGGCAAACAAGCGUAGAAGGUUAUGAAGGUUAUUUGCGUAAAGCUGAUGAACUACAUCUGCAGGGGGUGCCACUUUAAUGUUCAUCCAUUAUUGUGACAUUUUUCCUCACUCUCAGCCAUCCCUUCUCCUCUUCCCUCCCUCUACUCGCAUUGAUGUGGGCUGAUAGAGAAAGGACACGUAACAAGACAACUUCCAUCUCUACUCAGACCUUUUCUCCACCUUGUAAAUUUUUUUUUUUUUUUAAAUAAAAGAUUUAGUUUAAGACUCUAAACUUUAGAAAAAAAAAAUAGGCCUUAUUUAAUCAUGGCCAGAAGUCAGAACUGCUGGUGAAUAUGUUGACAAGAUGACUUAUUUAUGGCAGCUCUUGGAAUCCUAAUAUUGCAAAUCAGUGGGAAACACUUGCAUAUUCUGAGUGUACUCUACUCCGUACUCUGUCCAGGCCCUUCUCUGUUUGGUACAUAUUAUAGUUGGAGCUUUUCACUAUGGACGAACCUAUUUCUAGCCUAAAGGUGCUGUCCUAGUCCUUUUCACUGCUCUUAUCUGCUGCCCUACUGCUCUGUUCCCUUCCUACACAGGGUAGCUCUGAGGCUGUGAGCAGCGAGACCUAGAGGUACUGCUCCACCUCCUUGUCUAGUCCUACAGGGAUGCAGGGGCUCAUCCUCUGAUUGUAAGGGAGGAGAGAGAGAGGGCAUGGAGGCCUCAAGGACGGACGUAGGCAUAGACUUAAAAACAAAUCUGUAGACUCCCCCUUCUUCAGGAAAAUGAAACUGUACCAUUCUUUUCUUUCCCUGGUUUCUACAUCAAUUGUUUCUACUUCCUUGGGUGUGAGACUGAGAGAGACACACACAGAAUGUGUGGACACUGUGAUGCUGGCAGGCAGAGAAGCUGCUCAGUUUUAACACGGGCAUAGAGGCCCCUGGAUCUCAUCUAACCUAUUCCUUUUCCCCUUCCAAUGCAGUAACACUCUGGUGCCCGUUUGCAGAUGGUGACUUCCCUUCACCCAUUAAGUGAUGCCUUGUGAAUUCUUCUUCCUUUUCAGAACUACUCUGUGCUAAUUGUUCCUGACUGUCAGUACAGGCGUGUCAUCUCCAUCCCAACAAACAAGAUGUUUAGGUAAAACUGUGUAGGCACCUUCUGCUGCUCUGCCUCAUUGUUCCUGUGAUUGUGCUGUCAUUAUUACAGCAUGUACCAAAGCAACCUCAGAUCAUUUCAGGAGGCCGGCCAAGUAAUCAAAGUCACCAUCUUUAUGUGGUUUGACUUUUAAGAGGCCAUCACUAUACCUCCUGGCCACCGUUGAUGCUGGAAGAAUUUGACAAAGGGCUGCAGGGAUUAAAAACAUACGUUAACUUGAAAGCUAGUAAACCUGUCAGAGAACAAGGUCUUGUUUUUCCUAUACUGAAUCUUGUGCUUCCAACUCUCUCUCCAUCUUCUAAAGCAUCUAGAUUGUGUUGAGAAGGUUGAGACUCUUCAGGCUGAGCUUUCUGUUCUUGGUGUCUUGGGAGAGAUUGAAAAUCACUGGUAAUUAUUUCAUAGUAUACUAUUGUAUCCAUUAAUGUAGAGCCCUCGAAUGGAACAGUUUCUGUAGAAACCAUUAAUAGCAAAGCAGGAUCUGCUCUGACCAAGAGAUGAAGCAGCCUUGGAAAGUAUCCAAUGUAGACCUGGUGGUUCAAAUCCAAAGAAGAGAAGAACAAGGAUAGAAGGAAACACUACCUUAAACCAUAAAAUAUAGCACUCCUACCUUAAUACACAAUUAGGAUUUUAUAACUAGGUAAUAAAGGAUAAAAACAAAGUCUGGGAUGGGUUUCUUUAAACCUGCUUAUGUUAUCCUGAGUGGUAGUAUUCUUACAACGCUUGAACCAUGCUAGAGAGAGCUAGUGUGUAAAGAGUCCUAUUGCCAGCUCUGCUGCGGUGAAGUAUCCAGCUUGCGUCACCUAUGAUUUCAAGCUGCUUCCUGCUAGCCAUCUCCCUUUGGCCCUGUCAUCUGCUGGGGUGAGGAGAAAGGGAGCAUGACGUUCAAAGCAUUCAUUCUUCCAUCUAUUAAAAUCAGAGAGGCUGAUGUGACCGGACCCAAGGAGGUGACUAGUUUCCUGUUUAUGUGUGCCUUUCCUGGACUCCAGGUCCCAGAAGGAAAGGAAGCUGGCUCCUCUAGUUCAGGGAAUGGGGAACUUCAGCUAUUUUUCUGGAAUAUUCUAAACUGAGAGGAGCCCUUAAGUAGGUACUCCUUGGCUAGUCCCUUUUGUCCUCAUUUCUUUGACUCUCCAGCUCUUAAGAAUUUCUUGCUACCUUCUUUCCACCCAAGAGAGAAGCUUUAUUUCUCAAGACCUUCCCACUGCUUUGGCUUCUCCUCCCCGGGAACUCAGCCCAGUUCCACCUUCCAUGGAUCUGCCAUAGUGGUUAUGAGCUUGGAGCCAGACAUUUACUAGCUGUAUCACUUGAGCAAGGUCCUUAACCUCUCUGGGCCUCAGUUUCUUCCUCAGAAAAUAGGAAUAACAAUACCAGCUUCCUAGUGAGGUAAAAAAUAAUCUAGAUUAUUGGUGCUUGGCGUGGUAUGUGCCAGUAAAUGGUAGCCAUGCUCAUUAGUAAGCAUCAGGCCUCACUGUUUCUCGGUAGGGUGUCCAGAGCUGCCGUUAGUGGUGGCUUAUGAAAUCCUACUGGUAUUCCUCAGUUGCAGCUCAAACAGUGACAUGAUGAAGGGUCAGAUUUGGUCGUCAAAGCUCCAACCACCAGCUUCUGCUGUAUGCUUCCUGCUUAGCUAAAUGUUAAUUGGUUAGGCACACCCGGUUCCUUGGCUCGGGUGUCCUAACCGUGGGUAUGCAGCUCAGCUGUUGUCUUAAGCCCCUCCAGAAAAACAAGGAGAGCUCAGUGGCAAUGCACAAUAAUUUGGACUUCAUCUCCUGGCGUGCCCAGCCCACUUACGCAUAACAUCAUGGAAUGCAAGUUCUGCUCAGUGGGAGGCUAGAAUCUUGGCAACACUUGUGUAGUCACAGGUUAAACACAAGAAGCCAGUUGCACAUUCAUAACUUAGUGACUGGCAUUCUGUUCCCUUACCUGCUGGAGCACUGGUUAGGGACAGAGGGAGGUUUGAUUCACAGCAACAACGGGCAGACUGACUUCAGCAUCGGAGCUUUGCAGACGAGAGAGGGAGAAAAACCCAGAGAGACAACCCUCGUCCCUGAGCUUUACUCCUUGCAUCAAUUUGUUUCCUUCAUUCAGUAUAUACAGAGGGCCUGCUAUGGAAGUGCCAGGCACUGUUGGGGCCAUUUGCUGAGUAUUAGUUUGGGCUUUUGUUUAUUUCCUUCUGAAAGAAGUCCUGGGAAGCAGCUCUUCUCUUCAUUUCAUAGAGGAAACUAAAAUUCAUAGUGAUUCAGUGACUUGCCAGAGGUUGCACAACCAGGUGACAGAACCAGAAUUUGCAUUUGAGCCUUUAACGCUACUGGCUUUCUGUGGUGUCCAUGAAACUCUUAAACAAAUACCAGCGCCAGAGGCCACAGUGGCGGGAUUCAAGGGUGAAGGAAUCUUUCUAGUCAGAUUUCCCAGUUCACUUUUCAGCCUCCCAUCCAUCUGCAAGAACAAAGUGGCAGCACCAAACAUAUCCCAGAUGUGGACUUUUGUUUUUCAAGUGGUAGAUUUGGCCUUGCUGGGACUUUAGGGGGUUGCCAAUCUCUUACCUCUGUACCCUUCUGAACUUUUAACAGAUGUGAACAGGCAUAAAGAAAGAUGGCCAAAUAUCAGCUUUAUUUCUCAGAGUAGAGAGCUCCCUAGUAAAGCUGAAUUGGUCCUGAGGCACACACUCCUUUCCCCUGUGAAUUGAAGCCAGCAGGGAGUAAAGGGCCUACGACUGGCCCACUCAGUCUCAGGCAGAGGAGGAGGGACAGAGAGAACAGAGAUGGCUAGGUCUGUUCACCAUGUGAAGCCUGGAAUUGGGGGCCAAGGCCACCACACCUGAAGUAGGUUGUCCACAAGAGUACAAACAUUUGGGAUGGACCCCUGAUGCAAAGUAGGGACCCUGCCUUAACAUAGCCCGGUAGAUGUCAGUAUCCCCAGUUUCAUCAAUCUGGAAAGUUUACUCCCAUAGGCAGAGGUGGAGAGAGGUCUGCAUGAGAAGUGGUUACCUUGAUUUUCCUUUUAGUCCCUUGAGGGCUAAGGAGGGAAUGUGGGGCUGGGAGAAGGCUCCUCCUUUAUUUAGGGGCCUCUAGGAGCCCUGGUAGUGCAGUGGUUAGGAGCUCGGCUGCUAACCAAA
Molecule: messenger RNA, 5698 nt
Organism: Trichechus manatus latirostris (Florida manatee)
Lineage: Eukaryota; Metazoa; Chordata; Mammalia; Sirenia; Trichechidae
Gene: PSME3IP1
Product: proteasome activator subunit 3 interacting protein 1
Exons: 6
Coding region: 164-772 (202 amino acids)
Cellular component (GO): nucleus
Source: RefSeq, a predicted model, not a curated record